Molecule: messenger RNA, 3142 nt
Organism: Epinephelus moara (kelp grouper)
Lineage: Eukaryota; Metazoa; Chordata; Actinopteri; Perciformes; Serranidae
Exons: 3
Coding region: 630-1820 (396 amino acids)
Source: RefSeq, a predicted model, not a curated record
ACCAAUGACGUUUGUUUAAAAAAAUCAUAUAAAAUAGAAAGAACAUGAACCCAUUUAAAAAGAGGUGUGCCUUAUUAGGCCCACUUGGCCAAACCAUUCUACAUUGGUGUGGGGUGUCUGGGUCCAGUAAUGUGAAAGCUAUUGCCUGUUUUGUUUGUUUUUUGUGAGAGUGUGUGUGUGUGUGUGUGUGUGUGUGUGUGUGUGCGUGUGUGUGUAUGUGUCACAUGUAUUGAACAGCCUUCAAAACAGACAGACAGACGGAAAGAUGGACGGACGGACAGGGGAAAAAAAGAGGAGCUAUGCUGCUUUCUCCACUGCAGCUGCUGCACUUGGGCCCAGAGCUCCAACUCAUGAUUUUUUACCUUUUUUGAAAGUGACAGGUGCCAUAUGUGAAAACAUUUCACUUGAUUGGGAUUUUAGCCUUCUAGCUCAAGGCAAUAAGGAGAAAUGGCCUCUGUCCACUUGCCAUAUACAAUACUGAGGUAUAGACGAAUUCGGCGAAAAAAACAGAAGUCGAGCAGCCGCCAUUACUGCGGUGACAGCUCCCUGUAAGGCAUCCAUGGGCUCUGUGCGCAAAGCGGGCAUUUGAAUGCAAGCUCCAAGAAGUGGACCAUUUCUCUUCGGUGAAUAUGUCUAGGAAGGCUGGGAGGACAUGUGCCAUCCUCAGCUGUUCUAAUAACAGCGGAAAACUCCAACUUUGGAACAAAACGAUAUGCAAAAUACACAGCCCCUUACUUCACGCGGACUGUCCAUGUUUUAGACCGUACGGUUUACACAGACUUCCUGGGCGUGCCGAGGACCAAGGUGUUCGCCACAGGUGGAUAAAGAAUAUCAACAGAAAGGACUUUGUUGCCAAUAAAAACAGUACGGUGUGUGGAAUACACUUCCCUGAUGGCAGACCAACGAAGGAACACCCAUACCCUGUAUUGAAUAUGAGAUAUGAACAUCAUGAAACACUGUCAUCUGGAAGACCACCCCCAAAGAGAAGAUGUCUCGAGCCCUUAAUAGACAACACAUCAUGUGAUGAACCUGAAGUAAUGGAUUCUGAAGCUGAAGUAAAUGUCACCGAUUUGGAAAAUACUGUGCCUCUGCAGAAAUGUGAUGUUGGCAUCCAGUGGCCAGAUACUAUAGCCCAUAACUAUUGUUCUAACAAGUCAACAAAAGACAGUGCUACACAAACUGAUCCUGCACCAUCAGUGUCAGCUUGCGACUUGGAUGACAAAGACUCAAAGUUUUUCACUGGCCUAGGUAUUGACAGUUUUUGGCAACUUUUGUACACCAUCAUGGCUUUUCUCCCACAGCCAAAAAUUUCCAAGUUGGCAGUCCAUGAACAACUAUUACUAGUUCUAAUGAGGCUUCGUCUUGGUUUGAUGUUUACAGACUUAAGUAAACGGUUUGGGAUAAGCAGGGCCACAGCCUGUGAGAUCUUCACAAUGUGGAGACCAGUACUGGCAAAGUUCAUGAGAGAAAAAGUUAUUACUUGGCUGCCUAGAGAUACUCUGAAAAGAAUAAGACCUCAGAGUUUUAGUGAAAACUACCCUAAAGCAACAUGCAUCAUAGACUGCACAGAAAUAUUUGUACAAAGGCCAAAGAACUUAAGGAAACGAUCACAAACAUACAGCAACUACAAACAUCAUAACACCUACAAAGUUCUAUAUUGCAUAGCCCCCAAUGUGAUGUUUGUGUCAAAACUGUUCGGUGGCAGAGCCAGUGAUACUUUUAUUACGAAGAACAGUGGUCUUGUUGACCAUUUGAUUCCGGUGAUCAGAUUUUGGCAGACCGUGGAUUUACAAUCACAGAUGUACUGCCUCCAGGAGUGACUUUGGCUCUUCCAGCAUUUACACGUGGCUGUAAAGAACUCUCAGAGCAUCAAGUUACAGAAACACGUCGUCUGGCCAAUGUGAGAAUCCAUGUUGAACGUGCAAUUAGAAGGUUAAAAUGUAUCAAAAUUUUGAGUAAUGUAAUCCCUGGUAGGGUAAAACAUGUUGAUGAUAUUGUAAGUAUUUGUGCAGGCCUGUGUAACCUGCAACCUGAGUUGAUUCGGGGGGAAACUGAGGAAGACAAGGAAUUUGAACUAGAUGAAGGUAAAGACAUUGAUGAGCAAGAGGGAGAUGAAUAUUUAUGGGACACUGCAGAAGACACUGGGGAAAACUAAGAUUGAUAGGGCACUAGUAAUUGUAUUCUCCAUAAGUCAUUGAGAGAAAAGAUGAGCACACUACAAAAAAAAAUCAUUUAAUUUUAAUUCAUGUUUAAUAUCUGCUGUAUUAUCAUUAUGGAAAAAGUAAAAUGAAGCAUCAACAUGUAACAUUUUUAACACCUUUGUUAACAUUGUUUUCCAGUAGAAACCAUAAAAAAGUUAAGUCAGUGAGUUCCAGAAACAAUAGGAAUAAGUGAACUAAGAUUGAACCAACAACUGUGUUCCAUAGACACGUAAAGUGACAGUUGUCAUACUUCAUUUGUCCUUGUUUCAAUAGUAAUAUUUGUCAUUUUGCUUACAAUCAUUUUGUCCUUGUCCUCACAGUACAGUAUGUUUUUCUUAGUUCAUUUUCUUAGAGUUUGUUUUCCCUUUUUCCUCCAAUUCAUUUUAUAUUAGUGGAUAGACGGCAAUGAAGCAAAAUUUAUAUUACAUUAAAUUACAAGAAAUGUUGUCUAUGACCACACAGAAACAAUAUGGAAAUCAAAGGUAAUGAUAUCCUCACAGUGAGUCUGAUUUUUAAAAUGUGAAUAAUCUCUGUGUUGAUAGAUUUUAUGUAUGUUUGGCAUAAACUGUGGCAAUGGGGUUGUCAGGGCUUUGAACUUCGUAAUUGCCCUAGCUGGGACUGCUGACAGAACAGGUGAAAUGAACUAACUUCCUGUUGUUUUUAGAGCAGAAGUGUGUAGUUGUCCUCUUGACCUAAGUGUAUUUUAGCCUCAUGUCUUUCCCACUGCCCUCCCACCCACUUAAACUCCCCACAGGUUAAAUGUAAGUUUAGAGAUGCUCUAAUCAUAUUUUUUUCUUACAGAUCUUUUUGUCAGUUACUUUGUCCUACAGUAAAUGUAAUUUGUCCUUGUGAUCUUUUCUUACUGUUUACUAAACAUUGUAAUUACAGCUCUGUAUUCACUGUAUGACACUGUAGUCCUCAUUAAAGUCAGAGCAAAACUA